Molecule: messenger RNA, 382 nt
Organism: Pseudopipra pipra
Lineage: Eukaryota; Metazoa; Chordata; Aves; Passeriformes; Pipridae
Gene: BRK1
Product: BRICK1 subunit of SCAR/WAVE actin nucleating complex
Exons: 3
Coding region: 41-268 (75 amino acids)
Biological process (GO): cell motility; actin filament organization; regulation of actin polymerization or depolymerization
Cellular component (GO): SCAR complex
Molecular function (GO): protein-containing complex binding
Source: RefSeq, a predicted model, not a curated record
CGGGGCCGGGCCCCGCGCAGGCGCGGCGGCGGCGGCGGCCAUGUCGGUGCAGGAGGACCCGGUGCAGCGGGAGAUCCACCAGGACUGGGCCAACCGCGAGUACAUCGAGGUGAUCACCAGCUCCAUCAAGAAGAUCGCGGACUUCCUCAACUCCUUCGACAUGUCGUGCCGGUCCCGGCUGGCCACCCUGAAUGAGAAGCUGACGGCGCUGGAGCGCAGGAUCGAGUACAUCGAAGCCCGGGUCACCAAGGGGGAGACGCUGACAUAGGCCCGGGGCGGCCCCGGCCCCCCGCCGGAGCACCGCCGCCCCCCACCCCGCUCGGGGCCCGCCGCCACCGCCGCCGCCUCUACUCGUGUUGCCAAUAAACCGCUGUGCUCCUGC